ACAUAACUGCCACCAGGCUUCUAGCGACCCAACCACAUACCAGGGCACUGUCUUGGGGGUGGCGGGAGGGGGAGGGGUGAGUUCCCUUCCAGAGAACUGGGGCCUCUGCAUUAGCGCACAUGACAAAUCAUUCUAGUUUGAGAUGCCAAAAUAUCACAGUGCCGGGGAAGAGUCCAGUCCCCUGGGAGGCUCCAUGUGCAACACCCCUCACAUCACAGGACAGGGGGGUGAGAUGGGCUAGGUGUCCUGUGCAUCCCCCAGCAGGCCCUCCCUGGGUCCCUUUCCACCCAUACAUGAGAGUGGGGGUGUGCCGGGGAGCUUCCCAGUUUAAUUAGAACCCAGCAAACUGAGGAAGGAACUGUGACAAGUAAAAAUGACCAGCGGUUCCUCCCUGGGAAGGAACCACAGGCACUGAUAAGAUCAGAGGCUCCGAGCGCCACCCUCCCCCAGGUAAGAGCACACCGAGUUAAAGGGAUAAGAUCAGCAGAUCAGCAGUUCUGAGCCCUCCCCCCAAGAGCACACCAAGUUAAAGGUUGCGGGAGAUCGGGGAGCCUGGCUGGGGUGUCUGAAAUGGAGACCCGAUCUGUUCUCACCCCUUGAAUUUCUGAGUGAGUCUCUGAGUUUGUCUUCCCCUGGCCUGGUGUGCCUGGAAGGGGCACUAGCCUCAAAGCAAGUUAGUCUGGGAACAGAAAAGCCCAAGAAACUAGUGCUCCAUUGACAGAAGAACAUGUGUCCCAUCUCCUUCCAGGGAAGGAAGCCGGUGGCCUGGCACAGGCGUCCUGCUGGCCCGGACCAGCUGCUUGGUCUCGGCCCCCCUCAGCCCUUCCUGAACCAGAAAACAUGCCUGUUCUCUUCCACAGAGAGAGAGGGGCCGUUCUUUGUUUAUGCAUCUGCGCCAGGUUGCUUGGUUCACUCACUACUCUGCAAUUUAGAACAGUAAAAAGCAAAAGGCUAUAAAAAUCAAAACAACCCAUCUAUACAACGAACAGUUUCUUAUCACACUCCAGGAAGGCACAGCAUUUGUGAUAGGAAUCAGUAUGCGUAAGCUCUCUACAGUGAAAACCCUAUGAAAGGACCAGCCUUUCCGGAGUGUCUGGCUCCUACCCGCUGGAUGUUAAUUGUAGCUAAAACCUCUGCCCAUUAUUACAAAAGGAAAUAAACAUUCAGGAGCCCUUUUCAAAGCAUUCUGAUUGUUCUAGAACAUUCAUCUGAAGUUGAGUCUCAUGGUGCACAGCGGGCCUACGUCAAACAGAAACAACCCACGGGACGUCAGCCAGGCUGAGCUGUCUGCCCACUCAGGGUACACGGCCUGGGCCCCACAGCCCUGUGCCCACACCCAGACCUCCCUGCGACAAGAGGCACUCCCACUCUCUCUGCUACCCCUUCUACUGCGCGGGGUCUAUCGCUCACCUUGGGGAAGAGCCUCUGACAUGAUCUAAUGAUCCUUCUCCCCAGCCAGCCAGCCAGCCAGGCUUCGCGCGGGAAUCAAGAGCCUCCCCCCCAUUCAGAAAGCUCCCAGCAGGUGGCAAAGAGAGAGCUGCAGCAGGACUGGCUGGAGGGGGUGGGGAGAGCGGUCAGGGAGGGCUCCUCAGGGUGCUGCUGAUGACAAAAUAAAACUUCAGGGGUCAGUUAGUACUUGUCAAGUGAAUGGGGGAAUCGAGGAAAGGCAGUCUAGGCAAGGGAUCAGUGUGUGCACCUCUACCCUGCCCCAGUGUGGGCAGUGGGGGGGGGGCAGGCAGGAGGCCCAGCACCAUGGGCCCCCAACACCAGAGGACAGGAUUUCCUGAUUAACAGAGCAAGGAAAUAAGGGUAAGGUUUUAGUGAAACCAGCUCCCCUACCUUGGAACAGGCUGAUUCUCUUCGCUGGUCUUUCAUGUCUGUGGGCUCUGUGCAUGCCCACGCCCACACCCACGCAGGACUCCCAGGAGGCGUGACCCCUGCCCACCCCAGCAGCAGCCUGCUCCUGCAUCCGCACAGCCCACAGUCACCACCCCCCCGCCCCCGCCGCAAGGCUGCUGCUCUAACCCACUCCUGGCAUCCUGUUUGCACAGAGAUCGCUAUUUACUUUAGCCUUGGAUUUUAGUGAAGUUCAUUUUCAUUGCUUACAGACAUGCACUUUUAAUAGGCUGGUUUAUACCAUUUUGGGCUCUUUUUUGAAAAGGCACAGAAAGAAAGCCACCAAUGUCCUGCCUCAAAAUGCUUCUAACAGGCAGCCUAACUGGAGUGUGGGCCUUGCCAGCAGUGAAGAGGAGGGAGUGUCGCUGCAGAGAGGACUCCCUGAAUCCUCCCAAGUUAGCACGGGAAAAGAACCGGACCAGGCUGCUCUCUCCCCCAGCCCCCUUUCUCUGUGUGCUGGGAACACAGGCAAGGGAAGCACACAUUCAUGCCCCAGUGUAAUGUGAGUGCAACACCAGGAAAUGCGCUGUUUGUGUUGUUACCAAAGCCCUGACCGGACCACAAAGCCUUUAAGCUCUGCGAAGCCUCUGAUACGUGCGGCAGGGGUCUGGAGCUUGCUCCUCUCCCCACCCUCCCCACCCCGACAGCAUGCACUAGGCUUGUAACUGGGGCUCCUGUCCCCAUACCUCCCUUCCUGUCCAUCUCCUCUUCCCAUGUGUCAGGUGGCAGAUUCUGAGCUAAAGCUCACACACCAGCUUUCUGUGCGUUCCCUGUGUCUGGGGAAGGAGGGUACGGCCCGCACCCUCCUUGUCCACCCACCAGGGACUUUCUGAGGCCCACCCUGCGUGGUCACAGGAGAGUCUCCUAAGCUGGGGAAACUGAGGUAGCAUCCUCCAGUGGGUAAGCAGUGAGCCUUGGCACCAGUGUGGGCAGCUGGUUCCAGAGGCAGAAUUCGCAACCAGGCAGACACUCCACAAAACUGGGGGCACGUGCACCUUUCCUGCCAUCGUGGUACGCAGUUCACAGGUUGCUGGCUCCGCUCCCUCUGCGAGGGAGUGUUUGUGUAAGAACCCCCUUCACUGUGGAGGUCCUGUUUCAGAGAUCCCCGUGUAGGGUAGAACGAGGUAGGCCAGGGUUCAAGGCAGUGCCUGGACUCAGAGCCGCUUCCUCCAAGUAGGAAAGCCACUGAGGACUGGUGCCCCAGGAUGCACCCAGGCCGCGCUGUGCACCUGUCCCAGUCCAUCCCUGUCCAUCCCCCUCCAUCCCCAGGCCCGGAAGCAAGCUCGUAAUGCAGACACCACCCCUGCCGCUUGGGAUACCCGGCCCCUCCUGGUUUUCAGGGCUCCUCAGGCCUCUGAGCAGAGGCGUGGCCUGCCUCUGUUCCCAGCUUUCCAGUCAGCUCAUCUUCCCUUUGGCCUGACCUCCCACCCACAGACCUCUGCUCCAAACCCGUGGCCUGCAGGGCCCUUUCUGCCGGUGUGCUGAUUCAGUGGUCAGCCACCGGUGACCAGGCCUGCGCCUACUGUUGCAGGCGGGCCUCAAGGCUGUCUGCAUGACUGCCACAGUGCUGGUGUCUUGGGUGCUCGCCGUUACAGUAAGGAAGAAACCGGAGAUCCCCAAAGUACUAGUGCAGGGCCCAGAGCAGAGGGUGCUUCCUCGGUUUUCCAGGCCAGCAAGGAAAGCUGCCCAGAGGAGUGCUCAUGACAGACCUGCGGCCACCAGCCGUCCUCCUCCAUCAGGCCCACAGGUCUGCGGGUCAGACAGCCGUGGGUUCCCUUCUCUCAGCUGCUCCAUGCCUCCAGCCUGCGGCACACAGCCCUUCCACGCUCACGUGCUGAGCCCAUAACCCUGCCCAAGAGCCUCCCGACCCAGCGACCCAGCGACCCACCUCGAGGUAGCACAGCACGACCAGGAGGCGGCCGAGAGAUCUCCUGGGGUUGGAAAUUGCCAAGUCUAGGAAAGCACCUUCUCGAAAUGUAAUUAUUGAAGCCCAGAGGGGAUCUUGGAAGACAAUGGCUUUUCUUUUAUGCAUGAGAGCAUUGGCAAUGACUGUCACCCAGCUGAGGACACACAGGCCCCAGCUAGGGACAAAGGGAGAGAGAAGGCCUGGAAACCGCUAGGUCCCUAGAAACUGGGAGGGGGCACAGAACUCGAAAGGGCUCCAUGCCCUAGGAGCCUCCCAGCGGACACUCAGACUCGUCCUGCAUGUCCACCGGCCUCUCGCUCCGUCUCAACCAGUGUUCACUGGGUCUUCCCUGCCCUGUGGGAUGCAGCUACUGUACCGUGUGCCCUUCUGACAGGCUGGCCUCAGGGCACCCCAUGAGGCAGUAGAGGCCUGGAUGGCAGUGCUGGGGCACCAAGUCCACAAAUGGACGCUGGCUUUGACCACAAGACUCUGUCCUUGCGAACCUCAGCCUCGCUCUCCUCUGGAGGGUAGGGCUGCUGGGGCCCAAGAGGUGACCCCUACACACUGGAGAAUAAAUGACCACAGCUUUGUCCCCUCUAAAGGCUUCCCACCACACAGCCAGCCUCAUGCAUGAGAUGUCAACUCAGCUUUUGGGUCCUUUCAGGCUUUUCUGGAGGGACACGUCUGGCCUGCCUGGAGGCUGCCCUCUCUGGGAUGUGCGCGCAGCCAAGCUCAAGGAAAGGGGCGCCAAGUGGGUACGGACACAUACACAGUGAGAAUCUGAGUCGGCUGAGGGCUUGCCCCGGGGCGGGGAUCUUGGGGCUGCCAUUUCUCAGGCCAGCCCUGCCAUGCACUCUGACCUGGCCUGGGGCCUGGCACCCUCCUGUGGGCCGGCCACUCAUCUGCUCUCCUCUCUCAGGCGCCCGCCGGCCCACAGGCCUGGAACUGUGCUGCCCCCACGCUGUACCGGCCUCUCCAUCCCAUGGGAACAGGAGCGGAAAGGGGAGCAAGCACUUGAAAGACCAGCCCUGCCCUCAUGAUGUGGAGGCUUUCUUCUUCCUAAGUGUAAUUAGAAAACAAAACAACCACACACAAAACCCUCAGAGAGGGAGGAUAUGUGCGUCACCUUUAUGGAAAAAGACAGAAGAAAAUUACAGUGGGCUCCGUCUUGGACAACCCCAAGCAGGUGUGAGGUCCCUGGCCUGGAGAGGUGCCUCCCUUUUCCUGCCCAGCCAAGAUGCCCGGUGCCCGCAAGAACAGGCCAGCCUGACUAUGCACGGCCCUCCUACAGCCCCUCCCACCGGCCUGGGGCUGGGCCGCCACUCUGUCACCACAGAGGUCCAGGGCCACAUCCCGCCUCAGGCCCACGCCCUGCGGCACAGAGGAUGGGGGCCCAGCAGGCCUACUGCUGCCAUUCCCACGGACUCGGACAGCAGGACACCUGCGCAUGCCAGCGGCGCCCUUGCUCCGUGCACCUAGGCAGACUGGCAGUCGUGGCUCCCCGGAGAACACACUGCACGCGCACAGAAGCCACCACGGACCCGUCUCGGCAGGGGUCUCCAGGCCCGCCGCCGCCGCCAUGUGGAGCUGCGGCCCGCUCAACGGCACGGGCAGCGCGGAGGACCAGCUCCUCUGCCAGCACUUCCACCUGGUCCUGUCCGUCUUCUCGCUGCUCUACCUGGUCGUUGGCGUCCCCAUCGGCCUGGGUUACAACGCCCUGCUCGUCCUGGUCAACCUGUACGACCAGAGCAGCAUGACCAUGCCCGACGUCUACUUCGUGAACAUGGCCGUGGCAGGCCUGGUGCUCAGCGCCCUGGCGCCCGUGCACCUGCUGGGCCCCACCGCCUCCGGGUGGGCCCUGUGGGGCUUCAGCAGCGAGGCCCACGUCACGCUGCUGGUGCUGUUCAACGUCUCCUCCCUGGUGACCAUGUACUCCACGGCCCUGCUCAGCCUCGACUACUACAUUGAGCGUGCCCUGCCGCGCACCUACAUGUCCAGCGUCUACAACACCAGGCACAUGUGCGGCUUCGUCUGGGGCGGGGCCCUGCUCACCAGCUUCUCCUCCCUGCUCUUCUACAUCUGCAGCCAUGUGGCGGCCAGGGUCGUCGAGUGUUCCAAGAUGCAGGACACAGAGGCUGCUGACGCCAUCAUGGUGUUCAUUGGGUAUGUGGUCCCCACCCUGGCCGUGCUCUAUGCACUCGCGCUCAUCUCGAGGAUCCGGAAGGAAGACACGCCCCUUGACCAGGACGCAGGGAGGCUGGACCCCUCGGUGCACAGGCUUCUGGUGGCCACUGUCUGCACGCAGUUUGGGCUCUGGACGCCUCACUACCUGACCCUCCUGGGGCACACGCUGCUCGCCCUGCGGGGGAAGCCCGUGGACGGGCACCACCUGGGGAUUCUGCUCUUUGCUAAGGACCUGUCGAGAUUCCUGGCCUUCGCCAGCAGCUCCGUGAUGCCGCUUCUUUACCGCUACAUCAAUAGGAACUUCCCCAGCAAACUCCGGCGGCUGAUCAAGAAAAUGCACUGUGGGCACCAGAGCUGCUCCCCAGACCAAAUGGGGGUCCAGCAGGUGAUGGCAUAGAGGGCCGGUCCCAGGGCCACCAUCAGUGCUCACCGCGGGGUCACCUGACAGGUGGCCGAGGGUGCACACCCUAGAGGCACGGUCCGCUCCCCCGCCCGGGAGACAGGCGACUGACACUUCAACUGGAUGCAUGGCACUUUGUCACUGUCUUCCCCAGGAGGUCACUGAGGCAAGAACAAAGGACAGCACAAGGGGUGUUCUCGCCAAGUUUUCUGUUGUUCCAGAAAAGCCACUCUUACUCCAAGGCCACGUUGACAAAGCAGCAGGGGCCUGGUGUGAAGAAAAGCUGUGUCAGCCCACCUGCUUCUGCCCAAGGCGUGUACUCUGCUCGAUCCCCCAGGUCCACGCCCUCAGCCUUCUUCAUACUGGGUCCACGGGACAAAGCGACGACAGUCAAAAGCCAGUAUUUAUACUUUGUCUCGUUAAAAUCCUCGAUUCCCUCUCUCACUUUAUUUUUGUUUAUAAAAAGAGAGAUCUGACAGAAAAGUCAUAACAGUAUGAAAAUGAAGGAAGCAACACAAAAGAGCGCCUGCAUCGGACGGGUGGGGGUGGGCUUGGUGGCUGCAGGGUCGCAUGCAGGAGGCAUGAGAGGACAGGUGCACGGUGGCACACACACACACGGCUGGGCUUUAUCGAGAGUAAAGCAGCUGGCAGCUCUCUCCUUGCCCACCGAAUGCACCCGGUACCCCCGCUGCCCUCACAGGUGACAUCAGCUGACCUUUUCCCACAUAGGUCAACUCCCCAACAUGUGCACCACACCAAGUAAUAAAAAUAAACCGAAGAAAGGAAAAGGCAGUUAACACUGAAGCUGGAAGGGACUGCCCAGGGCAGAGACAGGCCUGGACAACCGAGUCUCGUCUGGCGUCUGGGACGGAGCGUGGGGCACCACCGCCACCUCGCACCUGUCAGGUCUUCCACGGCUACUGCCGCAGGGAGUCCAAGACCCUCCUGCUUAGCCAGAAGCGGCAUGCACCUGGAUCCUUCCACACCAUGGACUAUAAACAUCUGCCUUAAAACUGUGGAACAGAAGCCUCCUGCCCCCCACACCAUCCGCUCACAGGCACCCCGGCCUCACGAUACAUCCCAGGCCUGCAGCCCCUAAUUCCAACUCUGAAACCCACAAAACUCUAAAAACAGGAAGAUUCAUUUUUCAGGUUUGCAGCACAUUCAUCUGGUGACCUGAAGUGUGGUAUGAGGGCACUUUUGUGAGGAAGAAGAGUGUGAUUAUGGGGCCCUGCCCCAGCCCACUGUCCUGUGGCGUGCCAUACACGCGGUGUGUUAGCUGUGUGCGUGUGUACGUGCGGAAAACAGGCCCACAGAAGUUGUUUGCUAAAAGGAAAACCAUAAACAUGCACAUUCCUUAAAAUAUG
Messenger RNA from Ailuropoda melanoleuca (giant panda), 7753 nucleotides. It is a transcript of the gene GPR146, whose product is annotated as G protein-coupled receptor 146. NCBI's taxonomy places the organism in Eukaryota, Metazoa, Chordata, Mammalia, Carnivora, Ursidae. Gene Ontology annotation, molecular function: G protein-coupled receptor activity. The record is from RefSeq and is a predicted model, not a curated record. The coding region runs from base 5250 to 6383 and encodes 377 amino acids. Gene Ontology annotation, cellular component: membrane. Gene Ontology annotation, biological process: G protein-coupled receptor signaling pathway. The transcript is spliced from 2 exons.